Molecule: messenger RNA, 1107 nt
Organism: Lineus longissimus
Lineage: Eukaryota; Metazoa; Nemertea; Pilidiophora; Heteronemertea; Lineidae
Exons: 4
Coding region: 207-689 (160 amino acids)
Source: RefSeq, a predicted model, not a curated record
UGUUUGUCAAUUUUUGUCCACAACUUUUCAGCGGAAACCAGUAUGUGCAUGUUGUGGGUAUUCCCAAGAUCAUUCAAAGUGAAAUUCUGAGCACUUCCACUGUCCCAAGAAAUGUAUUUCCCAACACACCAACUGCACAAACUCGGGGCAGUUCAGUUCCUUACUUUGAUAGGACUCCAACAUUCGUUCAAGGUAUUACCAUUGCCAUGAUCAUCAUAACAGUAAUCUUGAUCAUCAUAUUAAUAUUUCUGGUUUUCAAACUAUGGAGGUCGGGUCUGGUUCGAUUUGGCAAGCACCGCCACAACUACAGUACCCCAGACAUCCCAUUGAACACACAUGGAUCAGAAUUUGCUGCAAAUUAUGAAACGAAUUUCGGGCCACAAUAUGAGAAUGUAAGCGGACCUGCUUCUCAUACGAACAAUACGAUAGCCGUUGACGAUAUGUUUCCGAAAGCCUUGAUUGACUCACGAUAUGAAGUCAGGGAACUGGAGGAGCAGGAGGAGGAGGAACAAGAGCAGGGGUCUAUUCACAACGACCAAGAUGAAAAUGACAUUGGAUGGCGUAUUUCUGAAAAUGGGACAGAAGAGGAUGAGACUCGGUCGCUAGCCUCGACAGAUGGGCAGGGUCCAGACAGUCAGAAUGAAGGUGGAUCGGCAGCCUUUUCUACAGAGGAAACCAGUGAAAUAUAGAUUGGCUAAUCAGAAUCUUGCAUGACCAAGAUGAAGUACAUGUAGUGAUUAGUCAGCGUAUCAUUUCAGAAAAUGCAUCGCGAGAGGAGGAUUUUUGUUCAGCAGUCUCUGCAAAUGGGAUCGGCAGGACGGUCAGAAUGAAGUUGAAUCUGCAACAUCUUCUGAUCAGGGAACAAAUAAAAUAUAGGUUAUUCUAAUAAGAAGCUUGCGUGGUCUUGAGUGAAUUGACAAAUAUGAAAUUGGUUUUGCUGUGAACCAGCCGAAUAGUAAAAAAGUAUUAUCAAAUAGUUAUUGUUACUUGUUACUGAUUUUAAGGGUGUGGCGAGGGACUCUGUCGGUUGUCCAAUGGGCAAGUAGGAUCAUGUCCCACUCUUUAGAAAUGAGUUGUUAAUUCUUCAUGUCUCGCAAGACAAGAGAA